AUGGGAGUUCAUUGCCUAUCAUCCAUUAUCUUAUCACUUCUAGUUCUUUCUAUUGCAGCAGUUUCCGUCUUUGCGGUCGACGUCACGCAGAUUAACAAAAUCUGCGAACAUGAACAAGACUCCGAGUUCUGCUCUCAGACUCUGAUUGGAGAUCCAGGAACUGCAGCAGCAGAUAUCGAUGGGCUUAUGCUUAUAACGAUUCCAUUAACGCUUGAAAAAGUUCAUGAUAUUUCCAACAACAUUACCUUUCUACGACAUACCGUCACCGAUUCUGUAGUGAAAGAACGGUUAAUUUCUUGUCAAGAGAACUAUGUUAAUGCACAAUUCUGGUUUCAAAGAGCGUAUGAUUCUGGGGUUGCAAAAUCGUAUUAUGAUAUUUUCUAUUUGUUAAGAAAAGGAUGGUUUGAGGCUAGUGUUUGUGAGAAUGGGUUUAAAUUUGAACCUGUUCGUACAUCACCUUUAACAGCGAGUUAUGAUCUGUUGCUCAAACAUGUCGAACUUACGUAUGCUGUCAUCCAACAUAUCAUCGGCCCAAGCAGCAAGUUACAAGAGAUGGAUCUAUUCAAACCGUUACCAGCAGAGCUCAACUGA
Molecule: messenger RNA, 591 nt
Organism: Papaver somniferum (opium poppy)
Lineage: Eukaryota; Viridiplantae; Streptophyta; Magnoliopsida; Ranunculales; Papaveraceae
Product: pectinesterase inhibitor 5-like
Exons: 1
Coding region: 1-591 (196 amino acids)
Biological process (GO): negative regulation of catalytic activity
Molecular function (GO): pectinesterase inhibitor activity
Source: RefSeq, a predicted model, not a curated record